This is a messenger RNA of Engraulis encrasicolus (European anchovy), 3138 nucleotides long. It is a transcript of the gene lnpka, whose product is annotated as limb and neural patterns a. Lineage: Eukaryota; Metazoa; Chordata; Actinopteri; Clupeiformes; Engraulidae. The record is from RefSeq and is a predicted model, not a curated record. The coding region runs from base 846 to 2192 and encodes 448 amino acids. The transcript is spliced from 13 exons. Gene Ontology annotation, cellular component: endoplasmic reticulum tubular network. Gene Ontology annotation, biological process: endoplasmic reticulum tubular network organization.
UUUGGACUUCAAAACAACAUUCACCGCCUGGAAUGAGUCCAGGUAACUCGCGAAUCUAUUCAAUUCAGCGGGCUGUUCUGGAAGUUUCCUAAUAGGUUAGCAACAGUACUUUUCUCUUUAGCCAUUUCACUUUGCCUGCUAAACGCACCAGCUAGCAAAACCAACCACAGAGAUGCACGGUACUCAGUUACUGGUUGUGGACAUGUUCAGUGUGGUGAGUUGCAAUAAAGUAAUGAGCAGGGUAGGGUUUUCGGAAGCAAUUUAUUUUUUGACGACCAAAGUAAAACGGAACAGUGACCGUCGCCCAAAGGUUAGCAGUCGACUGCUCUUCUGGGCUUAGAAGUUGUCUGAAAGACAAAAUAAAGGAACUGCGAAACUUUAUUUACAAAGGACUGACUUUUGUUGAAUUAACUUUUCCCUGUGCCGACAUGGCUGCAUAUUGCAUUUGAGUUUCGUGUGCCUCGUGCAGUUAUGGAACAACAUUGUUGUGACUGUGACACAUUGUUCAGACAUACUCUGCGACAGUGGGUGUGUGAUGCUAAUCAAGGCUUAGUCCAAAAUAGCCCAGUGUCUUGUUACCGCCUCUCUCUCUCUCUGAAGUAGGUUAUAAUGCUACUAGUCUUCGGAGGUAUUAUCGUACUCCCUCGUUCUAAUCUUUCUGUUCUGGAAAUGCGAUACCGACGAGGUUGAACUGUUCCACAACUUGUGCAAUUAUCAAUCAUUUACCGAAGACAUGCCUGUAGCGUACGUUAUGUCAUGCAUGAUGACCACCGUGUAGAGGUUUUCCAUUCUGGGACUGCUGAGGUAUAAACCCAGACUUAAACCGUGGAUGUGUCUGAGACAAGAUGGGAGCUGUAGUGUCCCGGUGGAGGGCUAAGCCCACAACUGUUGAAGUUUUAGAAGGCAUAGAUAAGGACAUCCAGGCCCUUGAGGAAUACAGAGAGAAGAACCAGAGGCAGCUGAAAACAUGGCUGAGCGGGCUACUCCUCUACUCCACCCUCCUCUACCUCAUCGCUGGCGUGGUGGUGUACGGCUGGUACCUCCCAGAGCAGACCAUUGGCAAGCUGAUAUUGGCACUGCCAUUCCUAGUCUUUCCAAUAUUAGUAUGGUUCCUAAGGAAGCUCAUCAUUGCCUUGUUUAACAAAAGAACGGAAAGAAAUGAUGAAAAAUUAGAGGACCUUAAAUCAGAAAAAAGAAAAAUACUUGAGCAGGUGAUGGAAACAGAAACCUACAAAAAUGCUAAACUCAUUUUAGAGAGGUUUGAUCCAGGGUCCAAGAAGAAAAUCGAACUGGAGAACACACCUAUUGGUCCUCCCAUGACCCCCAGGCCAGGACAAGAGCUGCGCCACAGAAUCGUCACUCCGCGUCCAGUGCCUGUGGUGGCCCCCAGCCCGGGCCCCAUCACCGCCCGCCCUCCCCCCGCUCCCGCUCCUGCAGGACCCUCGAAAACUUCCGACGCAGCCCCCCACACGGCCCCCGGGGGGCCCCCAGAGAGGAAUCUGCCUGCUAUAGUUGCCCAGCAAACCUUCAUCAGGAGACCCAUCAUGGCACCUGGAACUCCAGUGCCUGGCGUUGGAAUGCACCCCCCAGGGCCCCCCCUGGCCAGGCCCAUUCUGCCCCGAGAGAGGGGCGCCCUGGACAGGGUCAUCGAGUACUUUGUCGGGGACGGACCACAGAACAGAUAUGCCCUUAUAUGCCAGCAGUGUCUUUCGCAUAACGGCAUGGCAUUAAAAGAGGAAUUUGAAUACAUUGCCUUUCGCUGUGCCUACUGCUAUUUCUUGAACCCGGCCAGGAAGACGCGCCCACAGGCACCACGCCUGAUGGAGAUGGUGGCGGACAAGAGGAUGAGUCUUGACCCCGCUGCCGCCGCCGCCGCCGCUGCUGCUGCUGCUGCUGCUGCUGCUGCCGCCGCCGCCGCCACCCACUCCCCCGAUGCAGCCCCCGCCUCAGAAGAUACCCCCCCCUCUGCUAGCACAGAGGAGGGCGAGGCAGCUCCUGAAGGCCAGGCCCCAGAUCUGGAAGUAGAGGAGCAGCCGCAGCAGGAGGAGCAGGAGCAGGAGCAGGCUGCUGUGGAGGAGGAGUCGACCACAGAUGACACGCCCCAAGGCCCCGAGCCCACAGAGGAGGAGACCGUGCUGGAAAAAUCUGAAGGGGAGGAGGAGCAUGAUGUCUCUGCCAUGGAGGUGGAAUGAAGACUUUCACUGGCGUCAACAACAAGGAACACAAAGGAGUUUCAUAAUGCUGUGUGUUGGUUGUUUACCAUGAAUGCCUAGUCCCAAGCAUUUUUGCCUGCUAUUUUGCCCCCAUGCUGUUGUAUGUAGAGGAGUUGCGUUUGGGUUUUUUUUUUUCUCCUUUUGUUUUGAUAUAAAAAAGCUAUUUACGUUUAAUGCUGUAAGUGAUUGAGGAAUCGGUCACAAAUUCAGGAGAAUGCCAACGGAAGACUGAAAAAGGGAUUGUUUGUGUAUAUAAAUAUGCUGUGAUGUGAGGAAUGGUUUUGAUGGGGGAAAAAACAUGUAAAACGACUGAAAUAUUUUGAGUAGCCAUAUCCUCCGCUUCCAUGUUUUACACUUCUUCUGUUUUCACUAAAUGUAGCACUUUCUAAAACACCAGGCAUACACUAGCCUAAAUUUGUUCACACCCAGAAACAAUAAGCACAGUUUUAACUGCAGUCGACUGUUAGGGUUUUUUUAUGUUCGUUUAUCUUUUUUGUAAUAUGAAAUGGAAAAACUCGUCUUGCCAUGUCGGCUCUGUCAUGUUUGAAUGUACUAUUUUUGUGUGAUAGUUUUCAUUCAAUAAUGAAAUAUACAGUUUCUUAAUGUAAUAACAUAUUUAUAGUAUUUAUACAAAUUUGGUCUAUGGUACAGUGCCUUUCAAAGGAAAGUGUUAGGUUGCUUUUCAAGCAGACACCAACCACAUGUUUACAAUUGAAUUCUGGUACACUCAUAGGAAUGUUGAGGUGUAUUUAUUUCAUCUGGGGAAGGUGAACAUGAAACAGUUUUACUAAACUAUUGUGCCUUCGUACUUUACAUUUGUCAAGAUAAUGGAAGAAAUGUGAAGUAUACAUCUUCUUUCUGUAGCCAAUGUGCUGUUGAGGAGAAAAUGCCACAGAUUGUUAAUAAAGUAUUUUUUAAAAAGCUC